Messenger RNA from Thermochaetoides thermophila DSM 1495, 906 nucleotides. RefSeq lists its product as uncharacterized. The coding region runs from base 1 to 906 and encodes 301 amino acids. NCBI's taxonomy places the organism in Eukaryota, Fungi, Ascomycota, Sordariomycetes, Sordariales, Chaetomiaceae. The transcript has a single exon. The record is from RefSeq and is a predicted model, not a curated record. Gene Ontology annotation, cellular component: mitochondrion.
AUGAGAUCAAGUUUAUUUCCUAGUCUCCUAAGAGCGCACACAGCAUCAACACUUUUGCGAAGAUCUUUCUCUGCUGCUGCCACUCGCCUAGUAGCAGAUUUCUCUUUUCCAGAAGAUGAACAUCCCGACGAGGCAUUGCAACCUCCGAAACCUCCAGAAUCUCAAGAGCCGACCUCCUCAACCUCACUCGACCCCUCCCCUCCUCAACUACAAACCACUGAACCUUCACAAUCCCCGCCAAAGCCUCAAUCGCGUGUCGACCAGCCCCUAAUCUACCCCUCCCCCCCCUCCGCCCCCAACCACCACGACCUCCCCACCUUUCUAGAAUACGCCUCGCGCACAAACCUCGACCCCGAAACCUCCGUCUACGUCGGCACUCUCUUUGAAUACACGACCUGCGCGGCCCUCGCCCGGUACGGCUUCUCCCUCCGGCGCGUAGGCGGCGUUUCCGACGGGGGCGUCGACCUCCUCGGCACUUUCAGUCCACCAGGCGUGCGCAAACACGCCAGCGUGCCCAAUCUGAAGGUCAUAGCGCAGUGUAAGGCUGUUAGGAAGCCAGGGCCGCAUUUAGUCAGGGAGUUAGAAGGCGCGUUCGCGUCUGCGCCCGUAGGGUGGAGGGGGUCUAGUGGGGUGUUGGGGUUGUUGGUUACGGGGAGGCCGGCGACGAGGGGGAUAAGGGAGGCGUUGGGGAGGAGUUCCUGGCCGAUGGCAUUUGUGAUGUGUACGAAGGAGGGAAGGGUGUUGCAGAUGUUGUGGAACCGGAGGGCUGAAGAAGAAGGGUUGGAGGGGCUUGGGGUAACGACAAGGUAUUAUAGGGAGGAGGGGGGGCAGGAAGGGAAGGAGGUUGUGUUGACUUGGAGGGGGAGGAAUUUGCCGUUGGCGGAACUGGGGGAAGGGAAGAGUUGA